This is a messenger RNA of Contarinia nasturtii (swede midge), 2548 nucleotides long. RefSeq names its product ATP-binding cassette sub-family G member 1. The transcript is spliced from 12 exons. The coding region runs from base 363 to 2273 and encodes 636 amino acids. Gene Ontology annotation, cellular component: plasma membrane. Gene Ontology annotation, molecular function: ABC-type transporter activity; ATP binding; ATP hydrolysis activity. The record is from RefSeq and is a predicted model, not a curated record. Lineage: Eukaryota; Metazoa; Arthropoda; Insecta; Diptera; Cecidomyiidae.
UCGUCUUUUUUCUCGUUUUUUUUUUUUUUUGAAUUUUCAAUACGUACUGUUUCUGACAUUUUUAACCAUUGAACACUUUUUUCUUACCUUAAUAACAAUAUUACCGAUCGCUUUGAAAUGGAGUGUAAUUAAACUAUAAUAGGCACUUUGACCGGAAUACCUAAAUUGCAAAUUAUUCAUCAAUUCAGCGUCAGAUUAACUGGCCGUUGACAGAGACCACGACAAACCGGAGGGAAAGGAGCGAGAGACAAUCUAUAAACGGAUUUGAUUUUAAUAAAUCCGCAAACAUUUUAAACGUUUGAAAAAAAGAAGGAAUCACAUACGUUACACACUGUGCUGCGGGUAAAGGUGUUAGAAUCACAAUGGAUUACAGUUUAACAGAGCGACAAAUAAAUUUGCCCAUGGGAAAUAUAACCAAUGAACAGAAUGGCAUUAAUGGCAAUGGCAAUGGAUACACAAAUCAUUUCGAACUCUCGAACGGAUUAUGCAUGUCUAAUCGUGAUCCAAUCGACUUACAAUUCAAAAAUAUUACUUACACCGUUAACUUAGGUUUUUAUAAAGGCUCCAAAGAAAUUUUACACAAAGUCAAUGGCAAAUUUCCAUCUGGUCAAUUGACGGCGAUAAUGGGACCGUCGGGCGCUGGUAAAUCUACAUUGUUGGAUGUUUUAUCGGGUUAUCGAAUAACCGGUGUCAAUGGAGAAGUCUAUACAAAUGGUCGAAUGCGAAAUUUGAAUGAAUUUCGUCGAGUAUCGUGUUAUAUAACACAAGAAGAUCGAAUACAAACACUGCUUACUGUAUUGGAAAACAUGCAAAUAGCCGCUGAUUUUAAAUUAGGAAACACAUUCAAAGACCAUGAAAAAGCUGCACGGAUUGAGGAAAUUUUAACGUUGCUCGGUUUGUACGAGCAUCAAAAUACGAUUUCAAAGCGGCUGUCUGGGGGACAAAAGAAACGGCUCUCAAUUGCAUUGGAACUGAUCAAUAAUCCAACUGUAAUGUUUUUGGAUGAACCGACAACAGGGUUGGACAGUCAUUCCUGUUACCAAGUUGUGAGCCUAUUGAAGCAGUUAGCGGCCCAAGGUCGAACCAUUAUUUGCACAAUUCAUCAGCCUUCGGCCCGUUUAUUUCAACAAUUUGAACAAGUAUAUAUACUUGCGAUGGGCGAAUGUCUAUAUCAAGGUGGCACGGAAAAAAUUGUACCUUAUUUACAAUCGGUGAAUUUACCAUGUCCGAUGUAUCACAAUCCAGCCGAUUACAUUGUUGAACUGGCAUGUGGUGAAUAUGGCAUGGAUAAAAUUAAAACAAUGGUCGUUAGCAUGGACAAUGGCGAAUGCAUUGAUUGGUUUACAAAUCCGGAAAAAGUUUACAAAUUGGAAACGUUACGACAAAAAUAUCCAAUCAAACAAACGUCGAAAGACAAUAGUUCACUCGAAGCUGUCAAUUCGUUUCGUCAACUGCAAAUUCUAAUGCGACGCGGUUGGAUCAAAACAAAACGAGACGCCACCUUAACUCAUUUGAGAAUUGCGGUUAACAUUUCGGUGGCUCUUAUGUUGGGUGUUUUGUACAUAGGCUCGGGAAAUGAGGGUGCACGCGUUAUCGAUAAUUUCAAAUUAUUAUUCGCAAUUUUAUUGCAUUGUUCGAUGGCCACAAUGAUGCUCACAGUCCUAACAUUUCCAACUGAAAUGGGUAUAUUGCUGAAAGAGCAUUUUAAUCGAUGGUAUUCGUUGAAAUCAUACUAUCUAUCGGUGACUUUGCUCGAUCUUCCAAUAUCGUUGUUUGGUACGUCCAUUUUUACAAUUUUAAUUUACACCAUAACGAGCCAACCAUACGAAUUGUGCCGAUUUGCAAUGUUUCUUGCUAUAAGUAUUAUAGUUACGAUUGUCGGUCAAAGUAUCGGUCUUAUGGUCGGUUCAUGGUUCAAUGUAGUGAAUGGCACAUUUUUGGCGCCAACAAUCACCAUUCCAAUGAUGAUGUUUGCCGGUUUCGGUGUCACAUUGAAAGAUUUGCCCAGCUACAUGAAAUGGGGAAGUCAUAUAUCUUUCAUGCGAUACGGUAUGGAAGGAUUUGUUAAUGCAAUUUAUGGUGAAAAUCGAAAAAAACUCGAAUGUACUCAUCCGAUGGGCUGUUUUUACAAAGAUCCAAAACUAUUGUUGAGAGAUAUUUCAAUGCCUGGUGAUACAUUUUGGCAAUGUUUAAAUGCAUUGAUCUUUACGCUUAUUCUAUUACGUUUGGGCGCUUAUUUCAUUCUUCGAUGGAAAGUGGUGGCUGUUCGAUAAUCUUCAUACUAAAAUACAAAUCUAAUAUACUCACAGGAAUGACUUAGAUUAUUUGUUUUGUUUUAAGAAUUUAAGAUAUAUGAGAGAAGAGAGAAAUUACCACAAAAACUAUUCCGCCAAAUUGCAAGAAUAAAAAAAAAAUCUGUUUAUAAAAUUGUAUUUAUAAAAUAUUGGUAUGCCCGAAAUGUGAGAAAAGCCAAAAUAAUUCUAGUGAUUUUUAUGCAACAUUUAAUAAAUAAAUAAAAAAAAAAACAAAUUACUUUAUAAGCUCUAAA